Molecule: messenger RNA, 673 nt
Organism: Corylus avellana
Lineage: Eukaryota; Viridiplantae; Streptophyta; Magnoliopsida; Fagales; Betulaceae
Source: RefSeq, a predicted model, not a curated record
UUGGCAACAAACAGCGAGACCGGCCAUUCGCAAGAGCCAAAUAAAAUAACAAAGGGUGAAGACUGAAGAGGAAGAAGAAGAAGAGGAGGAGGAGAUAAUGGAAAUAGCCGUUAAAACCCACUUCUUGGGUUUAAAUCCAAAGAUAAUAUUAAAUCACAAGAAACCCGUACAUGGCUUUACUCCAAAGCUUACCGGUAGAAGCUCUUGUUUUUCACGUCAUUUGAGAUUUGAUGCUCCAGAAUUUCUCGCAGGGAGAAGCCGUGAAUAUCUUCCUGCUGUCUCUGCUAUAUUAUCACCAGUCGCAGAAGAUGUUGGAGUUUCUUCGUCUCUGUUUGAUGAGUUCUCUAUCUCUCGUACAAGUACCAGUGAGGCUGGAGAACUAAUGGUUAGCGUUGAGGUCUUUGGCAUCAGAACUCAAGCGAUUUUCGACAUUGUUUUUGACAAAAUGGUUGCUGCAGCCCAGCCGAUCCGUGGCUUUCGAAGAGUGAAAGGAGGAAAAACACCGGAUAUACCAAGAGACAUUCUCUUAGAAGUCCUUGGACCUUCUAAAGUUUACAAGCAAGUAAUCAUGGAAGUAAUCAACUCUACCAUAGCUGAAUAUGUGGAAAAGGAAGGUUUAAAAGUCGGCAAAGACUUGAGAGUUGAGCAGAGGCUAAACAGACCCUUAUUUUGA